GGCACGCAUACCAAUUCAUAUCUGUCAUGCUUUGCUGAAGUUGACACUUCCAAAUUCCAAAUGCAUCCGCACGUCGCCGUUUCAUACUAUGAGCCAAGAAUGUUCCUCUGACUCACUCUCUUGCCUCCCAUUUUCUCCUCCAGCUUAUUGGCUUCUCUCUCUCAACCCCCAUGGAUGCCAAAGCUUCAACCGUUGGUCCCUCCCAAACCGCAACCGCCCAAUCGGAGCCCAAAGGAAAGGACUUCCUCAACCAUCUCGAAGUUUACCUCGCGAAGCGAGACGGCGUCGACAAGCUCCUCAAGAUCUCUCGUUACGCUACCAAGAUCAUAUUAGCCUCCUCGGUUCUCCCGGAAACGGUCCCACUAACUCGCCAACUCAAGAGUUUCGAAUCGAGCGUCGGGCUGAGUCGGAAAGCAUUUCGGCUCGGGAAAUUCGUUCAGGACGUCAACGCUUUGAGGAACUCCCAUUUGGAUUCCAAGGAAGAGAUUCUCCUCUCGGUUAUCGCCUACGGCGGCGAGGGUUUAUACUAUUUCGUCGAACAGUUUAUUUGGUUGGCAAAAUCAGGAUUAAUCGACGCCAAACAUUCCCGCAAUUUACAAAAGAUCAGUGCUUGGGCUGAGUUGAUUGGGUACAUCGGAAGUAUUAGCCUUAAGCUUAGGGAUUUAAAGAAGAUUAAGGAAGACGAGGCGUGCUUGAAUUCGAGUAUCGAAAUCGCGAUUUCAAGAGGAGUUGGGCGUACGGAAGAAGAAGAAAGGAGGAAGAAAUUGAGAGAAAAGAAACUGAUGAAGCAACUUUCAGUUGUUCAAGAUAUUGCUGAUGGGUUAAUGGCAUUGGCUGAUAUUCGAGACGGCAAAGGAAGGUUUACGGAUCCUCUUUUGCUGUCUUGCGCCGGGCUUUUAUCCGCUCUUAUUAGUACCCAUAAAAACUGGGUUUCAUGCUAGGUAUGAUCACAGGAAACUUGCUUCACCAAUCUUUAUUAUUAUUGUUAUUAUUACAUUUAGUCAUUUACUGAAUCUUGAGAAGAAAAAACUGUGGUUCUCUCGAUUUACAUUUUCAUUUGUUAAUAAGCGUAUACACAGGCAGUGAUUGGAUAUGGAUUUGUGCUAUAAAUUCAUUGUUGAAUUAAUACAGGUGUUGUUGACCCCAAAUCCUGGUUACUGAAACUUGAUGUUUCAUAAUGAAUAUUAGUAUAUUUGUUUUGUUUGACUCA
Gossypium raimondii (Peruvian cotton) is the source of this 1210-nucleotide messenger RNA. Its product is annotated as peroxisomal membrane protein 11A. NCBI's taxonomy places the organism in Eukaryota, Viridiplantae, Streptophyta, Magnoliopsida, Malvales, Malvaceae. Gene Ontology annotation, biological process: peroxisome fission; regulation of peroxisome size. The record is from RefSeq and is a predicted model, not a curated record. Gene Ontology annotation, cellular component: peroxisomal membrane. Bases 171 to 941 code for a protein of 256 amino acids. The transcript has a single exon.